This is a messenger RNA of Solea solea (common sole), 1695 nucleotides long. Its product is annotated as coronin-2B-like. Gene Ontology annotation, molecular function: actin filament binding. The transcript has 13 exons. Lineage: Eukaryota; Metazoa; Chordata; Actinopteri; Pleuronectiformes; Soleidae. The record is from RefSeq and is a predicted model, not a curated record. Bases 1 to 1641 code for a protein of 546 amino acids. Gene Ontology annotation, biological process: actin filament organization.
AUGUCGUGGCGUUCGUCUUUCCGAUGCUCAAAGUUUCGUCAGGUUUUCGGAAAAGCGGCGACAAAAGAGCACAGCUAUGACGGGGUCCCAAUCACAUGCAGUGUCCGUGACAACCACCACUGCUCAGCCAAUCCCUGCUUCAUCGCAGUGGUUACAGAGUGUGCUGUGGGCGGGUCCUUUUUAGUCCUGCCCAUACAUCAUACUGGGAGGGUGGAUCCUCAGCAUCCCAGGGUGUGCGGUCACAGUGGGCGUGUCCUGGACAUUAAGUGGAACCCGUUUGACGAUCACUGUAUUGCCUCGUGCUCGGAGGACUGUACCGUAAAAAUCUGGGACAUCCCCAUCUGUGGCGUCCAACAGAACUUAACCAGGGCCAGAAAGACUCUGAUUGGUCAUUCCAGGAGGGUGGGGCUUAUUGAGUGGCAUCCAACAGCUGAAAACCUGCUGCUUAGCUCCGCCUACGACUACAAGGUCUUCCUUUGGGACCUGUCUCAGGGCGGAGCAGUGGUCAGGUGCCCGGUGCGGGUGGUCCUGAUGCCAAUCUACCACCGCUACCCACCUGAGACACUGCUGCUGUCUGUCAGCUUCAACAGCGAUGGAAGCAGGUUGGCGGUCUCAUCCAAAGACAGGCGGGUUAGAGUCCUGGACCCACGCACUGGAAAGAUUUUACAGGUGUCCAGCAAUAAGACCCACAGGGCCAGUAAGGUCUUAUACAUUGGAGAGUUGCUUCUGUCCACCGGUAGCUCACCAUGGAACCACAGGCAGAUCGUCAUCUGGGAUCCUGGCGACCUAUCGGAGCCUCUGUACGAAGAAGAUUUGGACGGUUCCGCGGGAGUGCUCUUCCCGUUCUACGACCCAGACACACACAUGCUCUACUUGGCUGGAAAGGGCGAUGGCAACAUCCGCUACUAUGAGCUGAGUGCCGAAAAACCUUACAUUAGCUUCUUGACAGAGUACAGAUCCGUUCUGCCACAGAAAGGACUUGGAGUGAUGCCAAAACGCGGCCUGGACGUGAGCGCCUGUGAGGUUUUCCGAUUUUAUCGUCUGAUUGCAGUCAAAGACCUGGUAGAGCCGCUGUCAGUGAUCGUACCAAGGAAAGAGUCUGGGAUUUUCCAGGAGGAUCUUUAUCCGAUGACAGCUGGAAACCAGGCAGCCAUGACGGCUCAGGAGUGGCUGUCAGGGAUUAACAGGGGCCCGGUGCUGAUGUCCUUGAAUCCAGGGAGUCAAGUAGCCAAUCCUUACCCAGAAACCCCUGCUGAGAAGGGGCUGGUGAGGCAGCUAAGCAACCUCAGGUUCCAGAGGAGCCCAGGUGUCAGUACGCGCCUGGACUUUAUAGAAGAGGCGUUCCUUGAGGAGCAGCUAUCUUACCAGGACGCUAAAUACCCCCGAGACGUGAGCGAUCUUUUGGGGUGGCAGCCAGACGAGACCCAGAUCCCGCUGUGGAUGUACUGCUGCACGCCACACUGCUGUGAACCUGCAGAGAGACCUCCACCUACGUCUGAAAGCGAGCUCCUUCAAGCGUUUUACAGGCAACAAGACGAAAUCAAAGGCCUGAGGGAACAACUGAACCAGAAAGAAGUGAGAAUCUCUCAACUGGAGGUGGAGACGAAAAACACCAGAAACAACCCGAGAGCCACUUUCUGACGCCACCAGAACCAGAUCUCACACAGUUAUGUGUCAAUGAACCAAAUUACUACA